Heterobasidion irregulare TC 32-1 is the source of this 1470-nucleotide messenger RNA. RefSeq lists its product as uncharacterized. The record is from RefSeq and is a predicted model, not a curated record. The coding region runs from base 453 to 1319 and encodes 288 amino acids. The transcript is spliced from 7 exons. NCBI's taxonomy places the organism in Eukaryota, Fungi, Basidiomycota, Agaricomycetes, Russulales, Bondarzewiaceae.
GACGUGCUGGUUCGCAAGCGCCCGAGUGAGCCAUGCUUGCUUCAUCAAGAAUGAUACACAGACUAAGAUGAUUACCGUCCCCGUUCGGUCUUCAUCAUGCGAGAGCACAAGAACCGACGGAGCCCAAGAUCGUCCAGACUGAACCGCAGGGGGGGCAGCGCUGAGCCGCUGUUGUCCUCUUCUGGGAAGAUGCGCCGCCCAAAAGGGAAGAGACAUGAUGUCAUGCUGGGUCACGGGGGAGCGAGGUCGCAGACAAGGUCGAGCGUCGAACACUGACGUGCAUCCACCCCGCCUCCGCGUCCAUCAGCCAUCCUGGCAGUCGUGACGUACCCCCUGCCCAAAGCCCACAUCCCUGAUCCUACCGGCAAUGAAUCCCUCGACGGUAUAAAGACCUUCUGCACCUCAACGACCCAGCGACGUUCGCUCGUACCCUCUCCGCACCCACCACAACCAUGUCCAACCAACUCGUCUGGCUCAUCACCGGCUGCUCCUCAGGGAUCGGCUACGGGCUCGCCGCCGCAGCGCUCAAGCGCGGCGACAAGGUCAUCGCCACCGCCCGCGCGCGCUCCAUCGCGAAGACCGCGCCGCUGCAGCAGCUCGGCGCGCACGUGCUCGAGCUCGACGUCACCGCGCCCGUCGACGAGCUGAACGCGAAGGUACAGCAGGCGCUCGGCCUCCACGGGCGCAUCGACGUCCUCGUCAACAACGCCGGCUACAUCCUCGUCGGCGCGCAGGAGGAGAACACGGCCGAAGAGACGCUGCACCAGUUCAAUACCAACGUGUUCUCUGCGUUGAACAUGUCGCGUGCCGUCCUGCCCCACAUGCGUGCGCGCAAGUCCGGCACCAUCGUCUGGUUGGGCUCUAUUGGCAGUUGGCGCGCGAACCCGCACGGCAGCAUCUACGGCGCGACGAAGGCCAUGCACCGCUGCCUGUCCGAGUCGCUCAACGCGGAGAUCCGCCCGCUCGGCCUGCGCAGUAUAUGCAUAGACCUCGGCUACUUCCGCACGAGCUUCCUCGACCCGAACAACCGCGCGCCGUACACGAACCGCAUCGCGGACUACAAGGCCAUCACCGUCCCCGCCGACGAGCGCUGGAAAUCCGUGAACGGCAAGCAGCCGGGCGACCCGGCGAAGGCGGUCGAGCUCAUGCUCGACCUCGUCCGCGGGGAGGGCGCGGCGGCGGGCAAGGACCUGCCGCCGGUCGCGUACUUCGGCAGCGACUGCGUCGAGGCGGUCAAGAAAUCGUGCCAGACGACGCUCCAGCGCAUCGAGGAGUGGGAGACUGUGUUCUCGUCGACGGAUUUUCCUAAAAGCCAGUGAGCGAUUGAAGGAACGAAGGGGUGCUCACGGCGUGGGGAGAGAGAAGAAGAGAAUGCUGUGGAUAGAGUAUAUGAGUUUGUAGAUUGUCAAUAGCUUGUAUGCGUGGGGCUCGUUUAGACGAUGAUAGUCAGCCAUUCGUGGGAGCCUCAAU